UUGAAGUCAGAGUCGAACACUCGAAUUAACAAACUCGGCUCCCAUACGUCGAUAGACUACUCCGACGACCAUUUCACUCAUACUACUAGUAUUCCACAACCAAAGAUUUAAAAUGGCCCCUCGUAUCCCAGCCGCCAAGUCCACUGAGACCCUUUGCUACGGGGUUGCCACGGUCGGCGCCUUCCUUCCCAUCUACCUCAUGCUUCCCGGUGCCGAGCAGCGCCUCGCCUCUCAGACAACAAAAUGGGCCCCUCGCUGGGAGCGAAAUCUCUCCUACUUCACACCGGCCGCCGAGAGGGGCAUCAAACGUGUCGAGCCUCCCGUAUCUAACAUGGUUCGUCGUAUCGACAACCGGCUGCCCCUUGAGCGCAUUGCCAAGGGCCUCGACAAACGUAUCAAGAACGGCAUCGAGCGGUUCAACGUCCCCAAGUAAGCCCUUGGUCGAGGUAUGGAAUGGGACUGUCGACAUGCACGCGGGAGGUGGGUGGCUGAGGCAUGAUACCACAUCUGGCUCUAGAGAUACAGUGGGGGAUGCAUUUGAUAUCUCGUAGAAGAAACAGCAGCAGGCAUGCAAACAAUCAAAUAAACAAAGCAGUUAAACUUGCAUCAUGUCCUCACCUUUCCCUGGCACUGUCUUCCCCCGCUCGUGUGUCUUUGCAGCUCGAUAGGCUGACAGCACGAGCUACGAGCCCAACAGCGUAUGCCGUCGUAGGGGAAAAGGCCGCUUCAGCGACUCCUCGCCGGCAUG
This is a messenger RNA of Colletotrichum navitas, 748 nucleotides long. RefSeq lists its product as uncharacterized. The transcript is spliced from 2 exons. The coding region runs from base 113 to 433 and encodes 106 amino acids. The record is from RefSeq and is a predicted model, not a curated record. Lineage: Eukaryota; Fungi; Ascomycota; Sordariomycetes; Glomerellales; Glomerellaceae.